AUGGCUUCAACUGCUAUACCGGAACAAAUUUCAUUGAGAGUUGUUGUGGACAAAGAGCAAAACAGAGUGCUCUAUGCGGAAGCAGGGAAGGAUUUUGUGGAUAUUCUUUUAAGCUUCUUGACAUUGCCACUGGGAACUAUUGCUAGACUCGUAAGUAGGGAUUCAAACACGAAGCCUUGCCGAUUUGGAUGCAUAAGCUCGCUGUAUGAAAGCGUGGGAAAUCUGGACCCCAAGUAUUUGAAUUCAGAGACAUGCAAGCAAAUGCUGCUUCAGCCAAGGAACUCCAUGGAACGUUAUAAUCAAAACCUCAAACUUAACAUUGAUGACACUGAGCCAACCAAGUAUUAUGCUUGUAUAGAUUGUCUUUUUCAAGGACCUUCUCUGGUGACCACUUUCAAGAAUAUGAAAUGCAAAUGUGGGCGGAAUUUUACGUUCCUUCUGAACCCUUGCAAAUGGCUCUUAUGCAGUCCUCUGUUAAGUGGAUCCGAUAAAAACGCGAGUGGUGAUGCUGGAGAUAAUACAUGGGAAGGCUAUGUAAAGGAGACUGCAUCUUUUAUAAUUUCUGAUGAUCUAUCUGUAACUCCUGCUAAUUUCAACACAACAUUGUGUCUGCUAAAGAAUCUACGCUCUGAAUGUCUACCGGAGGAAUCCACUGUAGUUCUUAGUUCAAAUGAGAUUUUGGACCUACUCAAGUACUUGUUGAUCUCCAAGACGGCACUCACAGAUUCAUUGUUAAGAAAGGAGCACAGCCUUAUGUAUUCCGAUACCUCGUUCAAGAUAACUGAUGAGAGACAAGACAGAGAGAGCACUGGGACGAUGAAGAUUAAGGUAUUGAUGUCAAAAUCGAAGUCCAAGAUAUUGUUUGCUCAGGUUGAGGAAGAUUUCAUGGACCAGCUUCUUAGUUUCUUGACUUUCCCAUUGGGAGCAGUAGAAAGAGUUUUAGAAGGAAACUCUGGGGCGGUGUGUGUCGACAAACUAUAUAACAGUUUGUUCAAUUUUGAUUCAACCGUAGACUUGACGUCAGAGAAUCUCAAAAACAUGUUCGCCAACCUCAUGAUAGCCCCAUAUUUUAAUGUCGAUAACCAGAUGGUACCUAUCGAUGAACUAAAGUAUCCGUCUGAGUUAAGUGUCUGUUCUAACGAGCAUGCUAUUGGUCCAUAUUAUUUGACUGCUGAUGCAAGUUUGUAUCUCCGUGUUGUGAGAAGAGUAAGAAUGUGUGACCCUAAGCCUCCAAUAGCGGAGGGGAAAUCAAGCAAUGGAUAUGCAAAGAGCAGAACCAAGUUCAUGGUUGCCGAUGACCUGUCUGUGAAACCCUUUUCAUCUCACCAUGUUCUAUCAUCCUUAUUAACUGAAUUGAAGGUGCCUCACCAUGACUUGGAAGAAAGAACAAUCCGCAUUGGGGUACAAGAGGCUGUGAGCAUCCUUAAAGCUUCCAUGGUUUCAACAUCAGCUUUGACAAUUGGCCUGAAGGAAUUUUUAUCAAAUAAUAUUAAAGAAGAGGGCGAAACAAAGACGCGAAGCAGUGGCUAG
Neltuma alba is the source of this 1530-nucleotide messenger RNA. RefSeq lists its product as uncharacterized. NCBI's taxonomy places the organism in Eukaryota, Viridiplantae, Streptophyta, Magnoliopsida, Fabales, Fabaceae. The transcript is spliced from 4 exons. The record is from RefSeq and is a predicted model, not a curated record. The coding region runs from base 1 to 1530 and encodes 509 amino acids.